CUCGGACUCCGUACACUCGAAGAAGAAGCGUUAGGAUGGGAAACAGUGCGUUGAAAGCCCACCUGGAAACAGCACAGAAGACCGGGGUGUUCCAGCUGACGGGAAAGGGACUCACAGAGUUUCCUGAAGACCUGCAGAAGCUAACAAGCAACUUAAGGACAAUAGAUUUGUCGAACAACAAAAUAGAGCUCUUGCCACCACUCAUUGGAAAAUUUUCCCUUUUGAAGAGCCUUGUUCUAAACAACAACAAACUGACUGCUCUACCUGAGGAGCUGUGUAGACUGAAAAAACUGGAAACACUGCAUUUGAAUGGCAAUCACUUGAGGCAGCUACCAGCUGCAUUUGGACAACUUUCAGCUCUCAAAACUUUGAAUCUUUCUGGGAACCAGCUUCGGACUGUGCCUACACAACUUUGUGGUCUUCGCCACUUGGACGUGGUGGAUCUUUCCAAAAACCAGAUCCAGAAUGUACCUGACAGUGUGGGAGAACUGCAGGCCAUUGAACUCAAUUUGAAUCAGAAUCAGAUUUCCCAGAUCUCAGUGCAGAUCUCACACUGUCCACGUCUCAAAGUCUUGCGUUUAGAAGAAAAUUGUCUAGAACUUAGCAUGCUUCCUCAGAGUAUCCUCAGUGAUUCCCAGAUCUCACUGCUUGCAGUUGAAGGCAACCUCUUUGAAAUCAAGAAACUCAGAGAACUGGAGGGUUAUGACAAGUACAUGGAACGGUUUACAGCUACAAAGAAGAAAUUUGCGUGAUUUUGUUCUGGUUGUGUGUAUCCCUGGUAAGAAGUUAGUGACUGAGCCACCCGCUUCACUGACAUAAACCAAGACUGAUAAAGGAGAUUAGAGUAUCCUCUCUAUUAGUUGCAUACAGUCGGUAAGACCACAUUGAAUAAACUGGAACUAGAGAGCACAGGUACUGUACUGAUGAACCUGCCUAGGGGCCAGUUUUCUUUUUGAGCCGCUAUAACUUUUUAACACAGUACACAUUCUCUGUUGUCAGGGCUCGUUCUUCCAUAGAGAAGGGGAAAGGGUAUUCCAAAUUUGCCAGUUUCCCUUUGUCAGGAAGCUACUGAUUGAUUUCUAAGAGAAUUAUUUCUCCUAGAAUCACUUUCCAUGAUAGUACAUGGAAGUUUUGCUUUCAAAGCAGAUUCAAAACAUUGUAUAUUUUGCAGUAACUCUUCUACAGUAAACUCUUCUACAGAGAACUUCCACAGAUGUUUUAGUUCUUAACUUAUACAAAUUUUUCUAUGAAGCACAGAUAGUUAUAGCUAAUUUUUAUUAACUGGCUCUAGUAAACAAAUGACUUGAACAUUCUUCAUUCAUACUUCUCUGUAUAGACUUUCUUUUCCCAUAAGUAAGAAUUGCACUACAGUCCUCUACUGCUUGAGCUAUGUCAAAUAAAAAUGAAGUUCACCUUUAGUGUAUUCAGUAAAAAUGUAUACUGCUGGAAAAUAUCCUUGCACUGACUCUUAGUGAAAGUCUUAGCUGUCUCCCUACUGCUGCUGCCUUAGUACCAAAAGCACCUAGACAGAAUUGAAGAUGUAUGCAAUUAUUUAACUUAUUCUAAAGAAGGAAGUGUACUUGUUUAUUUUAGUAAAAUGUUUUCAAAAACUCAUUUCAAGCUUUAUUUGGUGUACCUGCUGCUGUUGUCACUUUUACCAGUAGUAUUAAGCUGUCCUACAAACCACCACUUCAGAUACACUGUUUCAUCAGUUGCUGUUAAGAGUUGUACUUCAACCCUUUGAAAAAGCAGAGAAGUCAAGUAAGUCAACACUUAGGUAGCAAUUAAGUUAACAUGCACAAAAUAGCAAAGUAGGAACUGUACUAGGUGCAUUUCUUAGCAAACGAAGAUGGAUGCACCUCUUCCUAAUCAGAUGGUCUUCCAGUCUCACUGCAUAUAGUAAUUAUUGUUUUAUGCAUAACCUUUCAUACUUGUGGUAAGAAAGGCAUUUAGACAUUCAACUCCUUGAAGGUGCAGGUGUGAAAAUUAUAUGUAGUCAAUGUAUUAUGCCAUCUGCAACUAAGGAAAAGAAAAUGAAGUGACCUCUGUGCCAGUGUUUUUCCUCAAUAUACUAAUCUUAAUUGUAGUUAUCAUUUAUUUUAUAAGAUGCUUAGGAAUAUUGAGUUCCCUGGUCCCGUUGAAGUCUUGUUUCAUUCUUAAACUGUAAUACUUCUUACAGUAUUUUGGGGAACAUCAAUUAAUGAUUUAAAGGAUGGGUAUGAUCCAUCAUUAAACAGGUGUCAUGACCUGCAAGUUCCCCAGACUAUGAGUGCAUAAAGAUUGCAAUGGUAGACUUAGAGAAUUCUAUAAUAUGCAAGAACAGGUGUUUUAUUUCUUAGCUUUUAAUUACUGACUACUACUAUUUACCACCACUAAAGCAAGUAAUUAAUAAAGCACACGUUAUUUCAAGCGUUACCAGCCUGCUGUAAUACUUGCCAAAUUGCUCUCAGGACUGAGGGUAGUUGAUGAAGGACAAAGUUUCACUUCAGAGAUGAUUUGCAUUGUAGAGUCCAGAGUCAGCUAGGUGUUCAGACUCCAAGGUCUUGUCUAUCCCUUAGAUCUCGAAUAGAGAUGUUCUCUCAGGGGAGUAAUAAGAAAGAAGUUCCAUUUUGAGUAGACAGCAAGAUAUUUUUGGUUGGUAAGGACACAACUACCUGCCACUGCUAGCUUUUGUUCUACCUGUAACUGCCACAUUUGUUUUUAGUUUCUUGCUUUCCUAAAGCUUCUCCCCUCCCCUUUAAUGAACAAGCAAAAACAAUACCAUUCUCUGAUUAAUUUCCACUUUUUACCUGUUAUUACAGUUUGUUUUUAUAGUUAUCAGAGCUACCCCAUCCCUAUCUGAGGCUCUCAGGUACCUAGAGAGAUCAAGGAUGGUACAGAUUCUUGGGCUAGUAGUUCCUUGUCUGACAGACAUCUUCUGUUAGUAUUGCUGUCAUUAUAACCAGGCUGGCGACAGUAGGAACCGGUCUACACUUAAGGACUUCCCCAUUCCAGGUGCUAUCUUAAACAAGAAGUAGCUGACAGGAAGACAGUGCUUACUAUACUGCUUUGUUUUGCAUGUCAAAAUAAUUGCAAGGCCAGAUAAUCAGAAACUUGUUCCUCUAUAUUAAUAAACUCCACAGAUGACAACUUGCAGAAAUUUAGCAGUGAAUAGGUUAAGCCUCAAACUUGUUUCAAGUUCAGCUCCUUUCAGUUGAUACCUGAAAUCCAAUUUGAAGCAGAAGCUUUCUUCCUACAGACUUGCAGUGCUUGAGACACCCACAGACCAACCCCCCCUUCAUUUUAGCAGAUUUCCCAAUGCAUGGGACAGGAGCAACUGACCUAACAGUACAACAGGAUAAUUUAUCAUUAAUAUCAUGCACUUUGCAAUACUAUGCCGUGGAUCUGUGGGUGCUUUUUUUUUUUUUUUUUAAACUGAAAAUACUUGUUCUCAGGCAUGCUGCUCCUCUUAAGCUUAAGUUGUUUAUCAGCAUUCUUUGUCUGAGAUUUGUCAAAGAUUUGUAUGCAGGAACAGAAAGUAAUAGGUAUUAGGAAACAAGAGCAGCAGAAUACUUGAGAAAGUGUCAGUUGGCACUGCCAUAAAAAAAAAAAUCUCAGUGGUUUUGAAAUAUUUGAGAUACUACAUCAGUAUUUCUGUUGUCUAUGUGAUUGCCAGUACAUUUAGAAACCUUUCAGUUACUCAUGGCUCUUCUGCUACCUUGGAGUUACAGCAUCUACCAGAAGUUUCAUCAAGCAAAGGGAAACACACCAUGAAAAAUACUAAAUGCUGCCAAGUUAGUCUUGAACUAUACAAAUCUGUAUCAAAAUAGAAGGGGAUUUGUUUCAAGAAAAAAAUUUCAUGUUCUAGGUCACAGUAAUGAAUGUGUUCAAGUACAGAAUAGCAUCCAGUUCAGUGACGCUUCAUCACUACACUUAAUCUAUCAAUAGUUUUACAUCAGCAAUUUCUGUUUUCCCUUCUCCUCACCCCUUAUGCAAAAGGAUUUUAUUUCCAUGCACAAAAAUAUAUCAUUUUACUUUGGAAAUUACUGAGUUAGAAAAAGUUAAAUGAACUGAUUGUAAACUAGGGUAUUUUAUUUCAUACUGAUUUCAUUUGCUCUCUAAUUAUUUUUAUUAGCUGCAUAAAUAUACAGUUUUCAUCUGUUUAUUCAGUUAGUAUUUAGAUAAAGUACUGUUACUUCAAGUGCAAAGGCAAAUAAGCACAUUUUUCCACAGCAAAGCCUUUGCAGAGGAGGGAGUUUUGCAAGCUACUGCACAAGCAAUAUGUACUGCAGCUCAUAUAUAGCUACCUGUCAAAAACCUUACUCACUUUUCACGAAGACGUAGGCUAGCUCAAAUUUCAUAGUAUACCAUGAAUUACUGUAUAAAUAUGCCUAAAGGACAUCUACAACACAUUCAGAAUAAUUAUAUACUCCAUUUGUCCAAUUCUUAAAAAUUUUUAACCUAGCUCUUAGUAAAAAUAUGCUAGGCAGCCCAACUUUAUAUGAGAAAUGAUUCUUCCAAGCCAUUUCCGGAUACCACUAUUCUUUCUUGAAGCUCAGAACUGUUUCAAAUCUGUAAUCCCUCUAUCCUUAAGUGCAUUCUGCCAAUCUGAUGUUACAGUAUCAGAGAAAAUACUAUUUCAAAUAGCUUUUCAAGUGCAUUGCCAAAAAGUUAGAUCUCUGUAUUUCAUCUACUGGAUCCUUGCUUGAUAUCUGUUACUAGUAUUCAUCAUCUUGAAGAGUAGUCUCAUUUCUUAUCAGUCCUUCAAAAAAGAUGGACACAUCUGAUAGAUUGACAUUAGGUGAUAUUGUCAGUUAUGCCAGAAUGGAAACUGAAUUGUUAAAAAACAACACAAAACAAA
Molecule: messenger RNA, 4840 nt
Organism: Tympanuchus pallidicinctus (lesser prairie-chicken)
Lineage: Eukaryota; Metazoa; Chordata; Aves; Galliformes; Phasianidae
Gene: LRRC57
Product: leucine rich repeat containing 57
Exons: 5
Coding region: 36-752 (238 amino acids)
Molecular function (GO): protein binding
Source: RefSeq, a predicted model, not a curated record